This is a messenger RNA of Sparassis crispa, 231 nucleotides long. RefSeq lists its product as hypothetical. The transcript has a single exon. The coding region runs from base 1 to 231 and encodes 76 amino acids. Lineage: Eukaryota; Fungi; Basidiomycota; Agaricomycetes; Polyporales; Sparassidaceae. The record is from RefSeq and is a predicted model, not a curated record.
AUGUUCCCCCAUCUGUUUUCCGGCAUGCGGCGCACAUCGAUCAGUACCAUUGCCAUCCGGCCAGCGAUGCAAGACAGGAGGGCAGUGGACGUCGCCCUGUAUCCUGGACUCCCUGUCUGCAUGGACCUGUUCAAUGACGACGGUAUAGAUCGUCGUCCGGCGAGCGAGGUGUGGAGCCCGUUCGCCCUGGUUCCUCCACGGCCGUCGUUGCCCUACGAUGACCUUCACUAG